AUGGCGCGGCGGGUGUGGCAGGCAUACGAGGCGUUCCUGCUGUCGAACGCGUCGCAGAUCACGGCGGUUGAGUCGUCGCUGCGCAGCAUCACCUAUAUUCUCCCGGGUCGCUUUAAGGAUGCAGAGCUUGCGGGCGAAGCGAUCUAUGCCGGCGUGCACCUGCUCGGCAUGUACCACGACUCGAUCCUGUUCAAGAUCAUCUACUCGCGCCGCCCUGAGCGGGCGAAUGCGGCGGUGAAGCGUGCGCGCGACGAGCUGGUCGGCGAGCUGCCGAAACUCUCGCUCCACGCGCGCUACACCAACUUUUGGCGCACGGCGAGCCCGACGUACCGCCGCGCGGCGGUCCUGCUGCUCAUCGUCGAGUCGACGCAGCUGCUCAUCGAGAUGGUCGCGCGCCGCAAGGUCAAGGACCACGCUUGGGACGUCGUCGUGGCCAUCGAGACGCUCAAGGCGCUGCUGCGCUUUGCCCUCGUGCGGGCCUCGCAGACCCGCCCGGUGAUUGCGCCGCCGCUGCCGCAGCGCGACCUGGACCCGGCACUGCUCGAGCGCCGGCGCGGCGCGCUCGGCGCGACGUGGGUCGGCGAGCGCACCGGCGUCGUGCACCGCUCCAUCGCGACGCUCGUGCCGCAAGGCCAGGGACAGGACUCGGACGUGUACGAGUACCUGCUCUCGCACACGCUCACCGAGCAGGACGUGUCGCCCGCCGCGCAGCUCGUGCGCCCGCUCCAGGCGACGGCCGGGCGCGUGGCCGAGUCGCUGUGGAUCCUGCGCCCGCUCCUGUACGUGCUUGCGCUGCGCCGCUGGGGCAAGCGUGAUGCCAAGCCGUUUGUCUUCUCGCUGUGCCUCGAGAUCCUCGCGCGCUCGAUGCGCCAGCGCUCGUUCUACACGCACGCCAAGGAUGCCGAGGCACUGCCGGUGCCUCCGAUGUCCUCGGUGUCGCUCAUGCUGUCGAUGCUCGGCAUUGAAAACUCGUUCCUCGACUGGAUCGCAGGCACGCUCUCGCGCCGCGACCCGCGCCGCGCACUCGCAAAGCCGAUCAGCACGGUUGAGGGCGACGAAUGGAGCGCGCGCGACCGCAGCUUCUGGUGGUACCUGCUCCGGGGGCCGGUGUGGUACAACUACACGCGCCCCAAGAUCGAGGGCCUGGUGCGCAGGACCGAAAACCGCCGCAUUAUCGGCAUGGUCGGAAACAUCGCGCGCGACUACCUGCCGCUCGUCGACGACUACUAUUAUUAUACAGCCGUAUAG
This is a messenger RNA of Malassezia japonica, 1248 nucleotides long. RefSeq lists its product as uncharacterized. The record is from RefSeq and is a predicted model, not a curated record. Lineage: Eukaryota; Fungi; Basidiomycota; Malasseziomycetes; Malasseziales; Malasseziaceae. Gene Ontology annotation, biological process: peroxisome organization. The transcript is spliced from 3 exons. Bases 1 to 1248 code for a protein of 415 amino acids. Gene Ontology annotation, cellular component: peroxisomal membrane.